AUGAGUACACAUACUGAAUUGUCUGAUAGGUCCGCAACGACGCCUCCAGCAGACACUGCAAAUUUGGAAGUUCAAUUGAGUGAGAUGUUAAACAAAUUCAAUGAAUUGAGCGUAGAAAUGUCAACCCAAAGGCGUAUGAUUGACCAACUGGUUGUUAGCAGUGGCGGUAUCCAACAUGAUCCCAUGCCUAUUAGCCAGCUUGAAAUAGAACACCAACCACCUCCUCUAUCCCAUACCCAAGUUAUCUUUGCACCAUCCUUUGCAAACAUACCCGAAGAGACUUUCACCUACCCCGCCUCCAGUUUUCCAUAUACUUACCUCUACCCCGCCUCCAGUUUUCCGUAUACUUACCCCAAUAACAUCCAAGUCAACCCAGCCAGCAUUCAAAUUUCUCAGAAUUACCCAGACUCUCAAGUACCUCAUCACACCACCACUGAGCUAUUCAUGUUGAAUGCUGCUAUGCAAGGAAAGGUGGAAACGGGUGAAUCCUCUGCCCCAAUAGACAAAAAUCUGUCGAAAAGAUUGGAUAAAUUUGAUGAAUUUAUGAGAAAAAGCCAAGGAUUGAGCAAGCCUGGAGGCUUGGAUUAUGAUGAGUUGUGUCUUUUCCCAGACAUGCAAUUGCCUUUGGGUUUUAAAACACCCAAAUUUAGUAAGUAUGAUGGAACUGGUAACCCCAAAAUGCAUCUAAGACUAUUUCCAAAUAAGUUGGGAAAGCCAGUAGAUAGUGAAAAUUUGCCAAUACGUUUAUUCCUAGAGAGCUUGGAAGGCGAUGCCCUGGAUUGGUAUUCCAAUUUAAAACCUAAAGAAAUAAGAACAUGGUUGGAUUUGUCAAUAGCCUUCCUGAGACAAUACGAGUACAAUUGUGAACUUGCUCCAACGAGGACCACGCUUCAAGGCACUGAAAGGAAACCAUCUGAAGAUCAUAAGACAUAUGCCAAGCGAUGGCAAAAAUUGGCAGCCAAGGUGGAACCUCGGAUGACAGAAGAGGAAAUUGUCCGUAUAUUUAUUAAGGCGCAUGAUCCACCAUAUUUUGAGGAGAUUUUUCGCAUGACCGGAUGUUCAUUUGCGGCAAUUAUCAAUAAGUUAGAGGAAUAUGAUGAAUAUGCCAGGGCACAAAAAAUUAUCAAUAUAUUGGCCUUAAAAUCACAGUUGGAUGCUUUGCAAGGUCAUAAUAAAAUUGGAAAGGAGCCUAAAUUCAAGAAGAAUGAAAGAGAAAAUGCUUUUGUGUGGGGCGAAGACCCGUCUUCUAUACCCAGAUUUUAG
Coffea eugenioides is the source of this 1263-nucleotide messenger RNA. RefSeq lists its product as uncharacterized. The record is from RefSeq and is a predicted model, not a curated record. The transcript has a single exon. Bases 1 to 1263 code for a protein of 420 amino acids. Lineage: Eukaryota; Viridiplantae; Streptophyta; Magnoliopsida; Gentianales; Rubiaceae.